Molecule: messenger RNA, 831 nt
Organism: Saccoglossus kowalevskii
Lineage: Eukaryota; Metazoa; Hemichordata; Enteropneusta; Harrimaniidae
Product: synaptotagmin-1-like
Biological process (GO): calcium-ion regulated exocytosis
Cellular component (GO): plasma membrane; exocytic vesicle
Molecular function (GO): phosphatidylserine binding; calcium-dependent phospholipid binding; clathrin binding
Source: RefSeq, a predicted model, not a curated record
AUGAUACCUGACACAAGCUCAGAAGGAAUUAAAAAAACAUCCGUAGUGGAGAACACUCUCAAUCCUACUUACAAUGAAAUAUUUACAUUUCACAUUCAAUCGGAAGAACUUGCAGAUGCUAAACUACGAUUACAAGUAUGGGAUAAGGAUAUCUUCAGUAAAGAUGAUUUCAUGGGAGAGAGAAUCAUCGACUUGGGAAGAUUCAAUUUUUCUGAAGUAGUGACUAAUUGGUUUGAUCUUGAAGCAGAGACUGAUUUGAGCAUUACUGGUGACUUGGAAGUUAGUUUAAACUACAGACUACCACAGACAUUGCUAGUGACAGUAAAUCGGGCUAAUGACUUGGUAAGAAGAGAUCCUGGUAGAAGUGCUGAUCCAUAUGUCAAAGUAUCCAUACCCGGUAUACCAGAAAUCCACAAGACAAAAAUUGCCAGUGGUACACUGAAUCCUGUAUGGGAUGAAACUUUUGAAUUUGAUGUAUCUCAAGAAGAACUUGGUGAAAGGUAUAUUGUGUUUCACGUCAUAGAUCGUGAUAUUGUGAGCGAUACUGAUUCAAUGGGGCAGAUUUGUUUUGAUUUGGAUAAUUUUGAUAUUGAAGAAGGAUUUAGAGGGAAAUUUCCACUAGCUGACAUGAAAAAUAAUAAUCGUGUGAGGACAAAAUGGGCCCAGAAAGCCCUUGUUCAGGAAUUCAAAGAAGCCAUGUAUGCCCAUGCAGUGUAUGGAAAUCCAGGAUUUCUCUUCCAGAAACAAGAUGGAAAUAAGGUGUUAAGAGUAGAGAGCAAGAAAGCAGGUACGACUACCAAGUUGCGCACUGUUGAUGGUGUGCCACUGUAA